Messenger RNA from Dacryopinax primogenitus, 1668 nucleotides. RefSeq lists its product as uncharacterized. Lineage: Eukaryota; Fungi; Basidiomycota; Dacrymycetes; Dacrymycetales; Dacrymycetaceae. The record is from RefSeq and is a predicted model, not a curated record. Bases 23 to 1639 code for a protein of 538 amino acids. Gene Ontology annotation, biological process: N-glycan processing. Gene Ontology annotation, cellular component: glucosidase II complex. The transcript is spliced from 11 exons.
CAUGUACCCAUCAUUAGGCAUUAUGCAUCUCACAGCGACACUACUGUCAUUUGCUCUCUUUUCAACUUCUCUUAGCCAGAGCUCACAUCGCUCGCCUACCCUUGGUGUUCCCAAGGAGAAAUUGUCAUCCUAUGUUCCAAUAGCUGGGUCGAACCCUCCGCAAUGGCGAUGCCUUGAUGGAACGGGUGAUCUUCUUCCCUUCUCGGCCGUCAAUGACGACUACUGUGACUGCGAAGAUGGCAGCGAUGAACCAGGUACAAGUGCGUGCAAAGGCGGCUCAUUCCACUGCGUCAACGAAGGCCAUCUACCCAAAGACAUCCCCAACAUCAGGGUUAAUGACGGACUUUGCGACUCUGAUUGUUGCGAUGGAUCAGACGAGGCGCCGGGUGUCUGCCCCAAUCGAUGUGCUGAGCUCGGUGAGGCGUACAGAAAAACACUCGAGCAAGAGCGCAAGCUUAGGAGAACCGGAUCCAAAAUCCGUUCUACUUACGUGGCAUAUGCAAAGAAGGAGAAGACGAGGCUCGAACAGGACCUCAUCAAGGGCCGGGAGGCGGUCGAUAAGGCCAUCCUGGAAGAAAAGCGUUUGAAAGCUCUUUUAGAUCGUGCAGAAUCUACAUCAGCCGAAGCUUUGGAAUACAAGUUGCAGUCACCGCUUUACGACUCCUUGCUGGCCCAUUCUUCCGCCGUGAAAACUCUCGUGAACAAAGUGGCCGAUCUUGAAACCAAAAUAGUCACGCUGAAGUCAAUUCUUGAAGACCUUGAGAAAGGUCACAACCCUAACUAUCAAGACAUGGCAGUUCGUGGUGCCAUCAAGGGAUACCAAGCUUUCCUCGAGAAGGAAAAGAUCACGGCAUCUGAGACAGAGGAGGAAAGUCCGGAGGAGGCUGUUAAAGAAGAGGAUAUGGACAAAUGGACUGCGGAGGAGCUCAAGCGUCUCGGACAAUCGGAUUUAACUGAACUUCUUCUGGAGCAUGAACACCAUCUCGCUGGCUUUGGCAAGUCGGAUGAUUCUAUUCUUUUCUCAAUUGAGCACUAUCUUCCGGAGGCCUGGUUGCCUUACUAUCAUGAAACCAAGAACAUUGUCGUCAGUUGGAUGGUCCGGCUUGGUGUGGUUAAAGGGGUGCUGGACUCUUCCGACUCCGAUGAAGUAAAACAUGCUCGCGCCGCGCACGCCAAUGCUCAGAGCGUCACUAGGGAAGCAGAAAAAAGGCUCCAAGAUGAUGAAGACUUGCUGUACGAUCUUGGGGGUUUUUAUGGACCUGACGGGGAAUGGUUGAAGCUGAAGGAUACAUGUAUCGAGAAGAAUACCGGAGAGUACACUUAUUCGGGCUGCUUCUUUGGACAGGCCACCCAGAAAGGCAACAAUGGCGGUGGUGUCCACAAUCUUGGGCGCUUCUCAGAUUGGAACGCUGAUGCCAAAGAAGGAACGAUGGAAUAUUACUCCUCUCAAAUGUAUGAGCAUGGUGCCAGGUGCUGGAACGGCCCGGAGCGGAGUGUGAAGCUCGUUCUCACAUGCGGGACGGAAAAUGCGCUUCUCUCGGUCGCAGAACCUGAGAAGUGCGAAUACAUGUUCGAAGCAACCACCCCUGCUCUAUGCUGGCCAUUGGAGACCGAGGCGCAAACGAAAGAUGAGCUGUAGAGACAGAUAUAGAAUUAGCGCUAUAGCAU